Molecule: messenger RNA, 2845 nt
Organism: Lutzomyia longipalpis
Lineage: Eukaryota; Metazoa; Arthropoda; Insecta; Diptera; Psychodidae
Gene: Vps53
Product: vacuolar protein sorting-associated protein 53 homolog
Exons: 3
Coding region: 121-2703 (860 amino acids)
Biological process (GO): retrograde transport, endosome to Golgi
Cellular component (GO): GARP complex
Source: RefSeq, a predicted model, not a curated record
GACGGAUCAGCCGUAAUUAUUCAUAACCUCACAAAACACAUCAUCAGUGUUUUUGUGAGUGUUUACUUUUCAUUGUGAAUUUUCUCGUGAGAUUUUGGGCAUUUUCCCCUGUUUCCAGUGAUGCUGGGUGCCCAGGAUGACUUGGACAGUGGCCAGGGGGAGAGCAGAAUUGCCACAAUUGUCCUCACAAGUGACGUACAGGCGGCAAUUGAUCAAGUUCUGCAGAAUCCCGGUGCUAGCAGUCCCCUGGAUCAGCCUGACUUCAACACAACGGACUACAUCAACCAGCUAUUCCCUAAUGAGCAAUCCCUGUCUAACAUUGAUGAUGUCAUUGCUAAAAUGGAAUGCGAAGUGGGGGUGAUUGACGACAACAUCCGCAGUGUUGUGCGUGGGCAGACAAACACUGGACAGGACGGGAGGAAGGCCCUCGAGGAUGCCCAGAGGACCAUUAUGCAGCUCUCGAGUCAAAUCACGGAGAUUAAGACACGUGCCGAGAAGACCGAAGAUAUGGUGAAGGAGAUUACGCGUGACAUCAAACAGCUGGAUUCGGCCAAGAAGAAUCUCACGUCGGCUAUCACGACACUCAAUCACCUCCACAUGCUCGUUGGGGGUGUUGAGAGUCUCACAAAAUUGGCAGAGAAGCGCCUCUAUGGGGAAGUUCUUAACCCUUUGCAGGCCAUCACGGAGGUUAAUCAUCACUUCCAGCAAUUCUCCGAGGUGGCUCACAUUAAGACGCUAUCGGAUAAAGUAGCGCAGAUUCAUGCUGAACUAGCCACGCAGAUUACGGAGGACUUUAAGAAUGUCUUCACACCAGGGCAGCAGAACACCGUCAAGAUGAGCCUGUCCCAGCUGGCGGAUGCUUGUCGUGUUGUCUCUGUUCUUGAGCCCAAAGUCAAGCGGGAUCUACUUAAAUGGUUCAUCAAUCUUCAGCUUCAGGAGUACGUUCAACUUUUCCAUGAGAAUCAGGACAUUGCGUGGUUGGAUAAGAUUGAUAAACGCUAUGCGUGGAUUAAGCGUCAUUUGUUGGAUUUUGAAGAUAAAUUCGGGAAGAUCUUCCCACUGGAUUGGGAAGUCUCCGAGCGUAUUACUGUGCAAUUCUGCCACACAACGCAUGAGCAGCUUACAAAGCUGAUGGCCAGACGUCGUGUGGAGAUCGACGUGAAGCUCCUGCUUUACGCUAUUGGCAAGACAACAGCCUUCGAGGCUCUCCUAGCCAAGAGAUUCACCGGAAUAACCCUCCAAGAUGGUAGUGGUGCCAAAAGUCCCGCGCAUGAAGCAUCGGCGAGACUUCAUGCAGCCCGAAUGCCACAGAGCAGCUCCGAAUCACCAGCUCAGAGUGAAACCGAAGAGGGUAUCGUUAAACCAGUUGCAUCCCCCUUCACAGACCUCAUUGGGAGCUGCUUCAAACCCCAUCUGGACAUCUACACGGAUAGCAUUGACAAAAAUCUCGCAGAAUUAAUUGAACAAUUCCUCCAGGCAAAAGUUCCAGCAGAUCCCGUGGCACGGACAACGGUAUUCCCCAGCUGUGCUGAUCUCUUUGUCUUCUACAAGAAGUGCAUGGUGCAGUGCGUUCAGCUGAGCAAUGGGAAGCCCAUGUAUGAUCUGGCGAUGAUCUUCAAGAAAUACCUCCGGGAAUAUGCGGCAAAAAUCCUCGAAAGUCGCAUCCCCAAACUCACAACAUCCUACACUCCGAGCUCCAUCAGUACCAGUAUGUCCCUCCUCACGCGGGAUCUGCAGAAUCUCUCCACAGCCGCCGGGCAGGUUAUUCACAGCUUCCUCAAAGAGGGUGAAGUAGCGCGAUUCACAAAGGAAGAAAUCAUCACCAUCUGUUGUAUCCUCACCACAGCAGAGUACUGCCUGGAGACGGUACAGCAGCUCGAGGAUAAACUCAAGGAGAAAGUUGAUGCAGCAUUCACGGAAAAGAUUGAUCUGGGCGAGGAAAAAGAUGUCUACCAUCGUAUAAUCUCCAAUUGUAUCCAAUACCUCGUGCAGGAUCUCGAGACGGGAUGUGAACCAGCUUUGAUUGUCAUGAGCAAGAUUCAAUGGCAGACAAUCAGCAAUGUAGGUGAUCAGAGCACCUUCGUUAAUUCCAUCAUUAGUCACUUCAAACAAACAAUCCCAACCAUUCGUGACAACUUGGCUACAUCGCGCAAAUACUACAUCCAGUUUUGUCACAAAUUCGUCAACUCCUUCAUUCCAAAGUACAUCAAUCAUCUCUACAAGUGCCGCCUCACCAGUGUGCAGGACAGCAAUGUUCUGGGCUGUGAGCAACUUCUCCUUGACACGCAUAGUCUUAAAACGGUUCUCCUGGAUCUACCCUCAAUUGGAUCUCAGGUAAACCGCAAAGCUCCUGCUAGCUUCACGAAGAUCGUCAUAAAGGGCAUGACGAAGGCUGAGAUGAUCAUUAAAGUCGUAAUGGCGCCUGUAAUCCCCGCAAAUGUCUUCACGGAGCAAUUCCUGAAACUCCUUCCGGACAGUACGCUCGUGGAAUUCCACAAAGUUCUUGACAUGAAGGGAAUGCGGCGUGUCGAUCAAGCUCAACUGGCUGAACUCUUCAAGCGAACAGCACCCAAGGAGAAUCUCUCACUCGCCCUGGAUGCCGUGUCAUCGAGUACAGGUGCAAAGCUUCCCGACAGCCCAGACGGGGAUAAGGGUCGCAUUAAGAAGCUCGAAAAGCUCAUUAAGAAGCGUCUGCCCAACUAAAUGGGUCUCUUUUAUUCCAUUUACAGGGGAUUUAUCUUUUUUUUCUUUUCUUUCGUGUCUCCGUGACAUUAUUUAAUAUUUAUAUUAUAUUCACAUGUAUAGAUUAAUCGCUUCUCUAAAAAUUAAAUGUAUGACAGAAAAA